AUGAUUAUUGUUUGUUGUUGUCAACUUUUAAUGUCAUUAUUUGAACAUAAACGAAGAUCUCAACUCAUCUUAUCGUACGGUAAAAAUGGUUUAUUGUUGCUGUUAACGGCACUCAUACUGACUUCAUAUGCGUUUCACUUUUCAGUAACAACAGCAAUUGAUGUUUAUUUACAUUUGCAAUUGAUUGAUUUUGGCAUGAAAGGAAAAACAUAA
Molecule: messenger RNA, 213 nt
Organism: Clunio marinus
Lineage: Eukaryota; Metazoa; Arthropoda; Insecta; Diptera; Chironomidae
Source: the annotation of a GenBank genome assembly